CUUCAGAACUGUGCUUUUGGGGGGGAAUACAGGACCAGUUCAGCAAGUGUUGCUUUAAUAAAAAGACAGGUUAAACCCAAUAUCCAAGGUCAAACCAAGGUCAUGGAUCCUGGGCUAACCACGCCCCACUCCUUGCUAGGGGCCGAUAACCACAGCAGCAACCAAUCGAACGAGAUGUGUACGCACGGAGGAGUGGGCGACCGUGAAAGGAACCAGUUGCUCGUGGGGUUGCUGCUGGGCUGGCUGUGCGUCGUCACAGUGCUGAUGAACACCCUGGUGCUGUACGCUGUCAAAAGCGAGCGAGCCUUACACACAGUGGCCAACAUGUACAUCACAAGCCUGGCUUCGGCAGAUUUCCUGAUAGGGAGCAUCGUGAUGCCUCUGAGCCUCGCCUACCUCCUGGAUCAGGAGUGGAAAAUGGGCCAAGCCGCCUGCAAAUUCUGGCUGUCCAUCGACUAUGUAGCCGGCACUGCCUCCAUUUUCAGCCUGUUCGUUCUUUGCCUGGAUCGCCACAGGUCCGUAUGCCGGCCCUUGGCUUACAUCCGGCUCAGGACCAAAGCCAGGGCUGGCUGGCUCAUUGCUUUGGCCUGGCUGCUGUCCGCAAGUUGGCUGGUCCCCAUACUGGGUUGGCCACAGUCUGCCGUCGCCAUGGAAACAAAUACUGGAGUAACCCAGCAGCAGUGUGACACUGAAUUCAGACACUCCAGUUGGUUCAAGCUGCUAGCAGCCUUCCUGAAUUUCUACCUGCCUUCCGCAUUCAUGCUUUGGUAUUACUCUCGCAUAUACAAAGCUGCUCAGAAGCACUGCAGGCAAAGAUCCGGAUCGUUUGGUGGCAGCAGUUGGAUCUUAUCUGAAAGUAACGGUCUUCUGCUUCCGGGAGAAUGGGAAAGCAGAAAGGGGGCCUUCGAACUGGGGAAAGAUCUGAUGUGUGCGAAGGUGUGCAGGGAAACAAGAUCAAAUUCGAGGAGUUUUAAAUACAAUUCUGGGUAUCCAAUUUCAGAGCAGAAUAUGGAAGUGCCCUCUGAUACUUCUGAAAACGGUCACCUCUGCCCAGUUUCUUUCUCUGGUGUAAGGUUCUCAUCUGGAUAUACCCACUUGGUGGGCAUGGAGCCCAAACCUGACAAGAGUGGUCAUUCCCAAGCUCCAGAAACACACGGCGACCAAGACAGUGGACAAACAUCUAGGCAGGAAGGUUUACCGAACCAGAUUAAUGCUCAAAUGCCCAAAAGGAAGUGCGUGGGAAAAGGAACUGGCAUUCCAGAGUGGAACGACAUUUUGAAAAUCCCAAAAAUGUUCCCCGAGAAAGGGGAAGGGAGAAACCCCGGGAAUGGGAAGUCUGUCUGGUGGGAGCCUUGGAUGCGAAGAAGCUUUCCCAGACGCCACUCUCUGAUGAAUAAGGACUGGAAAGCUGCGAGGCAGCUGGGUGUGAUCGUGGCUGUGUUCUUGGUUUGCUGGACCCCAUACUUUGUCUCCUUCACCAUCACGGCUCUGUGCAACUCUUGCAUCAGCGAUCACGCCCACAUGGUCACAAUCUGGCUGGGGUACCUGAACUCCACCCUCAAUCCAUUCAUCUACCCCCUCAGUAACACCACCUUCAGAAAGACGUUCAGACACAUCUUCAGACAGCAGUGACAGCUGGCUUGACUGCACUGUUGUUAAAAGGCGACUUGGCACAGCUAUCUUAGUUAAUAUAUUCUUGGUCUUGUUUCCUUUCCCGCAUCAGUGUGUCAUCACUUAAAGUCAAGGUGACUUUCUAAAGCUUAAAGCAGAGCUAUGGAACCUUUUUGGUUAGAAGAGUCAUACCGACAACCAGGGAGUUUUUAAAAAGCCAUGCAAAAUAUAUAUUACUAAGCUUAGCGGUGUGCUGAUCCUCUUGUGAUUGCCUGUAAGUAGUAUUUAUCAGCAGGUAUUAAAUAAAUUCAUUCAUUAAUGUGUUGAUUUCAAAACAAGAAAAGCUGUCCUUCCCACACCUUUACAAUGGAGUAUAUGAUUUAUGAAUCAUUUUUAACCUAUUCGAUUUCGCAUCAACUAUUCAACAGAUCGGGUCCAGUACAGUAGUCUCUGUCUAUAGAAACACCUAAGAGAACUCUCUUGUGGUGAAAUUUCUCCCAUUGUAAAUGCUUUGCCUAAUGGCACAGGAACUUAAAUGAACACCUUUUCGGCACCUCUACGAUUCGUUCACAACUGAUACAGUACUGUUUUGUAACCCGAUAGCUCAUCUUCAAGCUUAAAACUCCUAUGGUUUAAUCAAUCUUUUCAAAACGUGGCUUGUCAUCGCGAGAGUGUCUUGAAGCACAUCGGUUGGUUUGUUCAAUCUUUCCAGAUGCACCAUCAUUAAAUAUUGCCUCGUUCUGUAUUCGGACUCCCAGUGACUGCACCUCAUCUCUUGCUACAAAAAGUUGGAAAUUGUUCGAGCUCUUGAAAAAAAACCUGAAAUCAGACACAAGUCGGCGAGCAAGUUGAUUUCCGUUCUGGUGAAAACUUCACCAUUCUGUUAAAUCAUUUUGUCUGGAAUGUUGCUCCUGUGCAUGUGUUCAUAAUUAAUCUAGAGCUGCUGCUGCUGCUGCAAUUAACAUGAGUAAGGGUAUGUGCUAAUUUAAUUUGGUUUGUCUGUUUUACUGUAUUAUUAUAGUUUAUUAA
Polyodon spathula (Mississippi paddlefish) is the source of this 2640-nucleotide messenger RNA. Its product is annotated as histamine H1 receptor-like. Gene Ontology annotation, biological process: adenylate cyclase-activating adrenergic receptor signaling pathway. Gene Ontology annotation, cellular component: plasma membrane. The record is from RefSeq and is a predicted model, not a curated record. The transcript has 2 exons. Bases 103 to 1632 code for a protein of 509 amino acids. NCBI's taxonomy places the organism in Eukaryota, Metazoa, Chordata, Actinopteri, Acipenseriformes, Polyodontidae. Gene Ontology annotation, molecular function: G protein-coupled acetylcholine receptor activity.